This is a messenger RNA of Drosophila ficusphila, 483 nucleotides long. RefSeq lists its product as uncharacterized. The record is from RefSeq and is a predicted model, not a curated record. Lineage: Eukaryota; Metazoa; Arthropoda; Insecta; Diptera; Drosophilidae. The coding region runs from base 51 to 377 and encodes 108 amino acids. The transcript has a single exon.
CUCUGCGGCCGCAUCAAUCGAAUCAUAUUCCCAUCCAACCUGCUCAAAACAUGAAGUCAAUUAUUGAGAUCAGCGGCAUCUGUAUCGUGGUCCUCAUUCUCUGCAACAUGGAGAUUUCAAGGGCGCAGACCAGUUCUCCCAGCUCUGGUAGUACGACAUCGGAUGACUCUCCCAAGAAUGUUUACGUGUCCAAUCUCGUGUACUCGAAUGUGCGAAGGAUUCGGGUAGGCAGCACAACCACUAGCAGCACCAGAUCCCGGAGUGCCAGGAGCAAGAGCAACAGAAAGCUGAGUGCCAAAAAGGCCCAAGCAAAACGAGGCAGCCAGGCCAAGCGCUUGAACAACCGAAGCUCUAACUCCCGACGGGUGAGGGGUUAAAUUGUUGUAAAACUGAUUUUAAAGGCAUUUUAUUUAUUGCCGUUCUAAACACAAAACACUUAAGCUUACCGUCGCGAAGGGAUAAUUAAAUUAUAUAAAUACGUAA